Molecule: messenger RNA, 354 nt
Organism: Chaetomium globosum CBS 148.51
Lineage: Eukaryota; Fungi; Ascomycota; Sordariomycetes; Sordariales; Chaetomiaceae
Exons: 2
Coding region: 1-354 (117 amino acids)
Source: RefSeq, a predicted model, not a curated record
AUGUCGUCGUCUUCCUCCAUGAACAAAUACUGGAUCCCGCACCUGGACAUCCACAAGAAGGUCAUCACCCAGGAGCUGCAGUACUACCUCGGACCGGAGGCAACAGUGCGGUCCUUUACUCGCGAUCCCUUCCAUCAGGAGCAAAUAGACGAUAUAUGUGUCAAGUCCAAAGAGAUGUGGGAAAAACAAGCCGCGGCUAGGGCAUCCGGGACCGCGAACAAAGUCCUUAAACGGCCACUCCACCAGCCCGUGGUCAUGUCGAAAGCCGGCACGGGCGAUUCGACGAGGCGGAGGAGAGAGAGCCGAAGGAGUACCGAGUCCAGAAGCCGACGUGACGAGAGACGGAGAAACUAA